This is a messenger RNA of Cucurbita maxima (winter squash), 1161 nucleotides long. RefSeq names its product probable protein phosphatase 2C 6. Lineage: Eukaryota; Viridiplantae; Streptophyta; Magnoliopsida; Cucurbitales; Cucurbitaceae. Bases 96 to 1001 code for a protein of 301 amino acids. The record is from RefSeq and is a predicted model, not a curated record. Gene Ontology annotation, biological process: protein dephosphorylation. The transcript is spliced from 4 exons. Gene Ontology annotation, molecular function: protein serine/threonine phosphatase activity; cation binding.
GUGCUUAUGAUCAACAACUCCGGUGAAUCAUUAAUAGAAGUUGUUGUGGUCGCUGCCGCUGCCGGAAGGACACUCGUGGGAGUGACGGUAGCUCGAUGAGUGCAAUGGACAAUGGACGCGGUAGUUGUGAAAUUUCGUGGGGUUUUGGGUUGGACAAGGGACGUAGAACUUCAAUGGAGGAUGCCAUUGCCAUUGUUCCGGAGUUUCUUUCUCCAGCUAGAUGGAAAGAUGACGGGUCCGUGAAAGAGAAACCUUUAGUUCAUUAUUUUGGCUUGUUCGAUGGUCAUGGAGGCCCUCAGGUGAGUAAUUAUUGUUCAAAGAAGUUCCAUGAACUAUUAGCCGAAGAGUGGAACAGAUGGGUUUCUGAAAAUGGUCAGCAAGAGCGAUGGGAAAUGGCAUUGACGAGGUCUUAUGAGAGGGUUGAUGAUGCCUUCAAGGAUAAGACUCUGGCCCCAUAUUCAGUUGGAUCUACCGCUUUGGUUGUUCUUCUGUCAGCUUGCCAAAUAAUUGUUGCCAACUGUGGUGACUCUAGAGCAUUGCUUUGUCGUGGGAAUCAAGCCAUUCCCUUGACAGUUGACCACAAGAUUAGCAGGCCAGAUGAAUAUGAUAGACUUGUUAAGGGAGGAGCGAAAAUUCUGUUUGUAGGCUGCCCUAGGGUCGAAGGAGUGCUAGCAAUCACCAGAGCAAUAGGUGAUCAUUACUUGAAACCGUGGAUUAUAUUUGAACCGGAGAUUACGUUCACAUCGAGGAGCGAGGAAGACGAGUGUUUGAUUAUGGCAAGUGAUGGAGUAUGGGAUGUGUUAUCCAACGAUGAUGUGAUGAAGAUGGCUUGCAGCGUACUGAGAAGGCAACGCAAGAAGUUGGGGGUUGGUGGAGCUGGUAAUGUAAUUUAUCCAGCACAAUGUGCUGCAAAUAAAAUACGCAAGGAAGCUAGUAAUUUGAGUGGCGAUAACAUCUCAGUUAUUGUAGUUGACUUAAAGCACCAAAUGAGGGGUCUCUAAACUGAGCGAUGAAAACAAUAUCACCUUACAGGUUGGCUUGGUAGAAGCAUGGUGAUCUGUAUAGAAACUAGACUUAGACUUGAUCAUUGUACAAACCACUGCAACUCUGUUCCUUUUCUAUUCUACUUUGUUAUAAAGGUUUGGUGUGUGUUUCUUUAUU